AUGGCGGGCCAGAAUCUUAAUCAGACAUUCAGUUACCACCUGCAGAUUGCCAAUUUUGACAUCCCUACCCCAGUGAGCUACCCUGUGUUCACCAUUGGUCUCCUGCUCUCUCUGUUCUCUGUCUUCUGUAACCUCACCAUCAUGCUGUUGCUCAUCACACAGCGGACUCUCCACAAGCCCAUGUUUUACAUCCUCUUCUCUCUGCCUAUCAAUGACUUGAUUGGUGCUACAGCCUUCUUCCCUCAGCUGUUGGUGAGCAUCCUGGCUCAGAACAGGUCCAUCUCCUACCCUGCAUGCUACCUCCAAGCUCUGCUCGUCCACCUGUACGGAGCUGGCUCCUUAACUAUCCUGACUGGCAUGGCUUAUGACAGGUAUAUCGCAAUCUGCUGUCCACUGAGGUAUAACUCCAUCAUGAGUUCCAGUAACUUGAUGAAAAUCCUCGUUUUCAUGUGGCUUUGGGUCAUUACCCUGAUUGUGGUUCUCUUGGCUCUGGUCACUCGUUUCAAGAUCUGCAGAACAACAAUAGUGGAUAUUUAUUGUAACAAUCCGUCAUUGGUGAGGCUCAUUUGUGAUGACACACGUAUAAACAACUACUAUGGGUUGUUGAUAACAGCUGUCUUUCAGGGUGUAUCGUUGAUAGUGGUUAUAUUUACAUAUAUCCAGAUCCUGCUCACCUGUGUCAUGAAUAAGUCGCCUGAUGCCCGGAGCAAGGCCAUUCAGACAUGUGGAGUCUCCCCUAGCCCAUGUAUCUUCUGCUGCUAA
Molecule: messenger RNA, 762 nt
Organism: Salvelinus namaycush (lake trout)
Lineage: Eukaryota; Metazoa; Chordata; Actinopteri; Salmoniformes; Salmonidae
Product: putative gustatory receptor clone PTE03
Exons: 3
Coding region: 1-762 (253 amino acids)
Biological process (GO): G protein-coupled receptor signaling pathway
Cellular component (GO): membrane
Molecular function (GO): G protein-coupled receptor activity; olfactory receptor activity
Source: RefSeq, a predicted model, not a curated record